GGCAAGUUCGCGCGAGAGAAGACGGCAAGUUCGCGCGAGAGUAGACGGCGAGUUAAUCACGCUUCUCAGUUCAUGGAGGCACGUCUUCCUCACAGGACUGUGAAGACCCCCUCGGAUGUUGCCUCGACCUACUAUCAGCCUCCGCCUGAAUUAGCGUCUUAACACAGCAUCAAGCCCGAGCUCAGCCCCAGCCCCAGCCCCAGCCCAGGUCCAGCCACAGCCCAGGACCCAGCAUGGCGAGGGACUUUCAGGACAUCCAGCAUCUGGGCUCUGAGGAGAACGACCACCAGUUUUGCAGAGGUGAGGGCCCAGGCACUCGCGGGCGCAGUCCCAGGAGAGAAGAUCCAUUCUGGAAAGGGAUGCCGCCUCCCCAGCCCUUUGUCCUGCAGCGUCUCUGCUCCCAGCUCCGCCUCAGUCUGCUUGUCCUGGGCUUCAACAUCCUGCUGCUGGUGGCCGUCUGUGUGAUGGGGUCCCAAAGAGCACAGCUGCAAGUGGAGCUGCAGACUCUAAAGGAAACUUUCAGCAACUUCUCCUCGAGCACCUUGAUGGAGAUCCUGGCUCUAAGCUCCCAUGGAGGCAGCGCCGGUGACAAGGUGACAUCUCUGGAAGCCAAGCUGGAAAAACAGCAGCAAGACCUGAAAGCAGAUCAUGCCACUUUGCUGCUUCAUCUGAAGCACUUCCCGAUGGAUAUGCGCACGCUGGCUUGUCAGCUGGCAUUCCUCCAGAGCAACGGCACAGAGUGCUGCCCCGUGAACUGGGUGGACUAUGAAGGCAGCUGCUACUGGUUCUCUCGCUCAGGGAAGCCCUGGCCUGAGGCUGAGAAGUACUGCCAGCUGGAGGACGCUCACCUGGCGGUCAUCAACUCCAGAGAGGAACAGAAAUUCAUUGCACAACACACGAACCCCUUUCAGACCUGGAUAGGCCUCACUGACAGUGAUGGCUCCUGGAGAUGGGUGGAUGGUACAGACUAUAGGCACAACUAUAAGAACUGGGCUGCCACUCAGCCAGAUGACUGGCAGGGGCACGAGCUGGGGGGCAGCGAGGACUGUGCUGAGAUCCGGGGGGACGGCCACUGGAACGACGAUUUCUGCCAGCAAGUGAAACGCUGGGUGUGUGAGAUAAAGCGGAACAUCACCAUCUAG
Lagenorhynchus albirostris (white-beaked dolphin) is the source of this 1142-nucleotide messenger RNA. Its product is annotated as asialoglycoprotein receptor 2-like. NCBI's taxonomy places the organism in Eukaryota, Metazoa, Chordata, Mammalia, Artiodactyla, Delphinidae. Gene Ontology annotation, molecular function: signaling receptor activity. The transcript is spliced from 9 exons. The record is from RefSeq and is a predicted model, not a curated record. Bases 234 to 1142 code for a protein of 302 amino acids.